Molecule: messenger RNA, 1198 nt
Organism: Peromyscus leucopus (white-footed mouse)
Lineage: Eukaryota; Metazoa; Chordata; Mammalia; Rodentia; Cricetidae
Gene: Ntpcr
Product: nucleoside-triphosphatase, cancer-related
Exons: 5
Coding region: 112-684 (190 amino acids)
Molecular function (GO): ATP hydrolysis activity
Source: RefSeq, a predicted model, not a curated record
CUUACACGGCUGUACUUUCCGGGACGGCAGGGGCGUGACCUUCACCGUCAGGGGCGGAGCCUGGCAGCCCAGUCUAACCCCAACUGUACGGCACCGCGACCCCCUAAGCACAUGGCGCGGCACGUGUUCCUCACCGGGCCUCCAGGGGUUGGCAAAACAACCUUGAUCCAGAAAGCCAGCGAGGUCCUGCAGUCCUCCGGGGUGCCCGUAGAUGGAUUUUACACUCAAGAAGUCAGGCAGGGAGGGAGGAGGAUCGGAUUUGAUGUCGUCACCCUGUCUGGCUCUCGGGGGCCUCUGUCCAGAGUUGGGUCACAGCCUCCACCUGGAAAGCCUGAGUGCCGAGUUGGGCAGUAUGUGGUGGACCUGGCUUCUUUUGAGCAGUUGGCACUACCUGUCCUAAGAAAUGCAGGUCCCAGCGGCGGCCCCAGGUACCGUGUGUGCAUCAUUGAUGAGAUUGGGAAGAUGGAGCUCUUCAGCCAGCCUUUCAUUCAGGCAGUCCGCCAGAUGCUGUCCACACCGGGCACUGUUGUCCUUGGCACCAUCCCAGUCCCCAAAGGGAAGCCACUGGCCCUGGUGGAGGAGAUCAGGAACAGGCGUGACGUGAAGGUGUUCAGUGUCACUAAGGAGAACCGAAAUAGCCUCCUGCCGGAUAUUGUGACCUGCGUGCAGAGCAGCAGGACCUGAAGCAGCAGGCGACCGGGUUCAGCUCUGCCUGCUGGUUAUUGCCCACCCAGGUUUGCUACCUCUCUGUCAAUGGGCCUUGUGCCCUCUGUCCAAGAGAGCUGGGCAGCUGCUUUCCAUAAAAUGUGGGUGAGAUCAGAUCAGCCCAGUGCCUGCUGGGCCGUGCAUAGUGAAGAGUGCACUGUGUCUUACGUAUGCUCAAGAGUUCUGUCUAUUUCCCUUUGCAGCUGUGCGUGUGAUCUGAGUAAAUUCGAAGUGAACGUGUCAAGUAUUAGUGGAGUUUGCUCCCGUCGGGGUUUCUGGAUGUGUUUGGGGCUGGGGAGAGGAGUUCACUUCUUCACUGACUUUACAUGCUGUGGAUAGUAAAUACCUCUCCAGGUGCAGCUCCAGACUCCUGCAGCUGAAGACAGUAACGACAACUUGAUUCUCUUCGUUAUUUCCAAGGAAAAGCAUAUUAGUUCCGCUCUUCAUCUCUCGUUUAUUCCUUUCUUUAUUGCCUAAUAAAACUGGAAAUAAG